This is a messenger RNA of Pyrus x bretschneideri (Chinese white pear), 2059 nucleotides long. Its product is annotated as E2F transcription factor-like E2FE. Gene Ontology annotation, biological process: regulation of transcription by RNA polymerase II. Bases 277 to 1362 code for a protein of 361 amino acids. Gene Ontology annotation, cellular component: RNA polymerase II transcription regulator complex. The record is from RefSeq and is a predicted model, not a curated record. The transcript has 11 exons. Gene Ontology annotation, molecular function: RNA polymerase II cis-regulatory region sequence-specific DNA binding; DNA-binding transcription factor activity, RNA polymerase II-specific. NCBI's taxonomy places the organism in Eukaryota, Viridiplantae, Streptophyta, Magnoliopsida, Rosales, Rosaceae.
UCGCGCUCAUUCAUCAAACAUUUGAAAAAACUCGCCAAUCUCUCCCCCCUCUCCACCCUCGUACUAUUUCUUUCGCAGACUGCUACGCUCCACCGCGUCGGCGCUCACUCGCGCAGCCGCCCUUCAGAUCCAAAACCCAAACAAACGCUCGCAAAGAUUUGAAAUUUGUAAACCCCCGCCUUUUGCUCCUCAACCCCCCUUUCCCCCUUCUUUCUUAACGGUCCUCUCUCUCUCGUCUUUCAGCACCUUCGCUUCCCUCCAUUUUUUGUCUCAACCAUGACGGCUCCUCCACCCCCAUCUCCAGCCACAGAGCAACCCCCGGACCCGGCUUCAACAGGACCUUCCGCCAGAAACCACCGCUACAGCAGAAAGCAGAAGUCUCUAGGCCUCUUGUGCUCCAAUUUCAUCGUCCUGUACAACCGUGACGGCGUGACUUCAAUCGGCCUUGACGACGCGGCUUCGCGACUAGGUGUUGAGAGGCGGAGGAUCUACGAUAUUGUCAACGUCCUGGAGAGCGUUGGGGUUCUUGCUCGAAAGGCAAAGAACCAGUAUUCUUGGAAAGGAUUUAAGGCGAUUCCUAAUGCCCUGCAACAGCUAAGGGAAGAGGGUCUGAGAGAGAAUAUUUGUAACUUUGACGGCAACGAAGAUCCAAAUGGUUAUCAAAUUUCAGACGACGAGGAUGAUGCAGAAAGAUGUGGGAGUCAGCAGAAUGAAAACAACAACCCUACUCUCAAUCUUAAACCUAUGAACCCAAAAUCAGAUAAUAGAAGGGAAAAGUCGCUGGCGCUUCUUACGCAGAAUUUUGUGAAGCUCUUUGUGUGCUCAACUGUUGAAACGAUUUCCCUUGAUGAAGCUGCCAAAUUACUGCUUGGAGAUGCACACAAUGCAUCAAUGAUGAGAACAGCAAAGGUAAGGCGGAUUUAUGAUAUUGCGAAUGUUUUGUCGUCCAUGAACCUCAUUGAGAAGACCCACACGUCAGACACGAGGAAGCCUGCAUUUAAGUGGUUGGGAUUGAGAGGAAAAGAGGAGGUUCCUCAGGAGACUAAGAAGAGAGCUUUUGGCACAGAUAUAACGAACGUCAGUUCUAAGAGGGGAAAGGUAGACUCUUCUAUUGGUGGGAAGUUGGAUGGGCAAAAACAGAAGGGCCUAGUAGGUCAGGCUGAUAGGAGCAAUUUGGAAGACUCCAAAGAUGGUUCAAAGACCUAUCAGUUCGGUCCUUUUGCUCCUGUCACUAUUGCCAGAGCUGGGACUGAGAACACGAGGAAGGUUCAUGACUGGGAGAAAUUAACCUCUACUUAUUGUCCUCAGUAUCAAAACCAAGGACCAGGUGACAAUAGUGGGAGAAAGAGGAGAGGUGGAUAGAGAAAGAAACAUGACCGGAGACUGACUAGAUGUGGGAAGAACAGAACUGGAUAUCCAAACCCCAUGUUGAAACAAAGCCAAGAGGACAAUCGUACUAGCAAUAGGAAAACGUCUUAUAGCAGAAAUCGAAAUCAAAAUUAAGCAGGCCUUACAUGAUUAUUAUUGUCUCCAUUACUAUUGGAUGAAAAUUUACUAAAUCAUGUGUCUUGCUUCACGUUGAAGCUUUGAAGGACCUGUUUUCUCAUUAUAUGGAAGCAUGGAAGACAUGGUACUCCGAAGUUGCUGGGAAGAAUCCAAUCCAAAUUUCUUGAUGCUUCUCUGUUUGACCUGCGCUCAUUGACUCAAGGAAAUCACUUCAAUUCAACUCUUGUUAACCCGGCAGAGAAGGGAUGGCCCCUCCUAGUUGGAUGCAAACUCUAUGCACCAUGUUUAGAACGGCUACCCUCAGGACUACUACAUUUAACCGUCUUAUUUCGACAUUCUCACAGGAUUCUUGUAUUGGUUUCCUUUUGAAUCGGUGGCUAGUUAGAUAUGUGCGUAUGUUUUGUGUAUUCGCUAGAAAAAAUGGAGGGUGAAUGAUGUAAAUUCAUGUUUGGAAUUGGAAAGUUGGGCCAAUUAUAUAUGACAGAUUAUUGUGUGCUCAUUUCUAAAGUAAAUUACAGUAAAACUUGCAACUAUACAUGCAAGUCAUACAAAA